GGACGAUGUGGUGCCAAUCGGUGCUGCUACGUCGACAGGAGAGCCACAGAGCUGAAAACCGAUUGCUCGAGCUUCGCAGAGAGGGAUGUAGCUGGGCAGGAAGCGCACAGUACAGGACACUCACUAGACAUACUUCGUAGCUGUCAGAAUAUAGCUCAGUGUGUCAGUCAAAUCAGAAAUAUUACUUCACGUCAUGAGAGAGAUCAUAUUUGAUCAUAUAAUCACACAGCCUGGAUGUUUUGUGUAACGGACACAAGAAGACGUGCCUGUAAAAGGAAUUAUUUAUGGUUUGGGAAGGUUUUAUGGGAGUAGCUAGCUAGCAACUUUGCUGGCUCGUCGGAGGACAUUUUGCAAGGAUGCUACGGUGGAUAAGGCAACAGCUGGGCUUUGACCCUCCCCAUCAAAGUGACACCAGAACGGUUUACAUCGCAAACCGCUUUCCUCAACAUGGCCAUUAUGUCCCUCAGCGGUUUGCAGACAACAGAAUCAUAUCAUCCAAGUACACCGUUUGGAAUUUUGUUCCCAAAAACCUGUUUGAACAGUUCAGAAGAAUAGCCAAUUUUUAUUUUCUCAUCAUAUUCCUGGUUCAGCUAAUGAUAGACACCCCCACUUCCCCUGUCACCAGCGGACUUCCUCUGUUCUUUGUCAUCACAGUAACUGCCAUCAAACAGGGCUAUGAGGACUGGCUGAGGCACAAGGCGGACAACGAGGUGAACGGGGCGCCUGUGUUUGUGGUGCGCAGUGGCAGCCUCGUGCAGACCCGCUCAAAGAACAUCCGAGUGGGGGACAUAGUCCGGGUGGCCAAAGAUGAGACGUUCCCAGUGGACCUGGUCCUCUUAUCAUCAGACCGAGCUGAGGGGACAUGUCACAUCACCACCACCAGCCUGGACGGAGAGACUAAUCUAAAGACCCACUACUCUGUGCCGGAGACGUUGGUGUCUCAGUCGGUGUCCAGGCUGGAGGCCCUACAUGCUGUGCUGGAGUGUCAGCAGCCAGAUGCAGAUCUGUACAGGUUUGUCGGGCGAAUAACAGUAACACAACAGGGAGAAGAGAUUGUAAGACCCCUUGGACCAGAAAACCUACUGCUUCGGGGAGCAAGACUAAAAAAUACCAAAGAAAUUUUUGGUGUGGCAGUUUAUACUGGGAUGGAGUCCAAGAUGGCCCUGAACUACAAGUGCAAAUCCCAGAAGCGCUCUGCAGUGGAGAAGUCCAUGAACACCUUUCUGCUCAUAUACCUGGGCAUCCUGCUGUUUGAGGCGAUCCUCAGCACCAUCCUGAAGUACGCCUGGCAGGCUGAGAACAAAUGGGACGAGCCCUUCUACAACCAGAAGACGGAGCAGGAGAGGAACAGCAGCCAGAUCCUGAAGUUCAUCUCUGAUUUCCUGGCAUUUCUGGUCCUCUACAACUUCAUCAUCCCCAUCUCGCUCUACGUCACUGUGGAGAUGCAGAAGUUCUUGGGCUCGUUUUUCAUUGGCUGGGACUUGGACCUCUAUCACGAGGAGAGUGACCAGAUGGCUCAGGUCAACACAUCCGAUCUGAACGAGGAGCUGGGACAGGUAGAAUACGUAUUUACGGAUAAAACCGGCACCCUGACGGAGAACGAGAUGCUCUUCCGUGAAUGUUCAAUCAACGGUAUCAAAUAUCAGGAAAUCAAUGGAAAGCUUGUACCUGAGGGAAUGACGGAUGACUCGCCUGACCGAUCUGUGUCUCCUCUGAGUCGGGAGGAGUUGCUGUUCCUAAAGGCAGUGUCGCUGUGUCACACAGUACAGAUCAGCUACGAGCAGCCAGGCGACGGCCCGGGGGAUCCCUUCUCCCACGCUAAUGGCUUCUCCUCCCAGAUGGAGUACUAUGCCUCCUCGCCGGACGAGAAAGCACUGGUGGAAGCCACGAAAAGGAUGGGGGUAACCUUCAUUGGUAGCCACGGAGAAACUAUGGAAAUAAAAACAUUUGGAAAGCCAGAAAAGUUUAAACUACUCCAUGUACUAGAAUUUGAUGCAAACAGAAGGAGAAUGAGUGUCAUAUUACAGACACCCACAGGGGAAAAAGUACUAUUUACAAAGGGAGCGGAGUCAGCUAUUCUUCCUUUUACUACAAGUGGAGAAAUCAACAAAACAAGAGUACAUGUAGAUGAAUUUGCCUUGAAGGGCCUGCGGACGUUGGUGGUGGCCUGCAGACACUUCAGUGUGGAGGAGUAUGAGGAGGUGGACCAGCGGCUCCACAAGGCCCGCACGGCCCUGCAGCAGAGAGAGGAGAGGCUGGCCGAAGUCUUUAGCUUCAUAGAGAAGGACCUGGAGCUGCUGGGAGCCACUGGGGUGGAAGACAAGCUGCAGGAGAAGGUCCAGGAGACCAUUGAGGCGCUGCGCCUGGCUGGGAUCAAGGUGUGGGUGCUGACCGGGGACAAGCACGAGACAGCGGUCAGUGUCAGCCUCUCCUGUGGCCACUUCCACCGCACCAUGAACAUCCUGGAGCUGGUGCAGCAGAAAUCUGACAACGAGUGUGCCGAGCAGCUCCGACAACUGGCAAGGAGGAUCAAAGAGGACCAUGUGAUCCAACAUGGCCUGGUGGUGGACGGGGCCAGCCUGUCUCUGGCACUGCGGGGGCAUGAGAAGCUCUUCAUGGAGGUGUGCAAGAACUGCUCUGCCGUGCUGUGCUGCCGGAUGGCGCCCCUGCAGAAGGCCAAGGUGGUGAGAUUGCUGAAAACAUCUCCAGAGAAACCCAUCACUUUAGCUAUUGGGGAUGGAGCCAAUGAUGUCAGCAUGAUUCAAGAAGCCCAUGUUGGCAUAGGAAUUAUGGGCAAGGAGGGAAGACAAGCAGUACAAAACAGUGACUAUGCAAUAGCGAGGUUUAAAUUCCUUUCCAAAUUGCUGCUUGUCCAUGGCCACUUCUACUACAUUAGAAUAGCAACCCUUGUACAGUACUUUUUUUACAAGAAUGUGUGCUUUAUUACGCCCCAGUUUUUAUACCAGUUCUUCUGUCUGUUUUCACAACAAACUCUGUAUGACAGCGUCUACCUGACACUCUACAACAUCUGUUUCACCUCUCUGCCCAUACUGGUGUACAGCCUGUUUGAGCAACUGGUCCAUCCUCAUGUGCUGCAGAGUAAGCCAGUGCUCUACAGAGACAUCAGCAAGAACUCUCUCCUCUCCUUCAAGACCUUUUUGUACUGGACACUGCUGGGCUUCUGCCAUGCAUUUGCCUUCUUCUUUGGUUCCUACAUCCUGAUGGGGGAGGACACGUCUCUCAUGGGGAAUGGACAGAUGUUUGGAAACUGGACAUUUGGCACUUUGGUAUUCACAGUAAUGGUCAUCACUGUUACACUGAAGCUGGCCUUGGAGACCCACUUCUGGACGUGGAUGAAUCACUUUGUUACCUGGGGCUCCAUCGCUUUCUACUUCAUCUUCUCCCUUUUUUAUGGGGGAAUCAUCUGGCCUUUCCUCCAUACCCAGGACAUGUACUUUGUCUUCGUCCAGUUGCUGUCCAGCGGCUCUGCCUGGUUCGCAAUCAUCAUCAUCAUCAUCACCUGCCUUUUCCCUGACAUCAUCAAGAAGGUGUUCUACAGGCACCUCCAGCCCACCAGCACCCAGAAGUCUCAGAUGGAAGAGGAUAAGAGUUCAGUCAGCUCAGAAUAUGACUCUGCUGAAAGCUGUAGCCGAGGGGAGGACAAUUGGCAACUGCUAGCUGCUUCUCCUCCCCCCGCCCAAGGCCCAGCCCUAUGCUCCCCAUGCUUAUUGAGACCAACUACCAGGGCAUCGGCUGCGUGGACUCCAUGUGCUGCUACUCGGAGGGGGAGAAUGGGUGCACCCGGCUGGGCCGGAUGGUGGAGCAAGUAAUGGGCCGCUGCGACCCUGCCUGCGCUAACAGAUCGAGGAGCAACUCGGACCCCUUCUAUUCCAACGACCGGAGCAUCUUGACGCUCUCCCCCAUGGAGGCCACUCAUUGCUAAGGUAGCAGAGAGCAGUUGUCCCGCCAGGUGCCCCGUCCCGCCCUGCCCCAUGGCCAAACAGAGGGACUACUCACUGCACGGCCCAGGGCUGACCACCUCAGUGGACAGUCAGACUAUAUCUCAAGAGAAGAACGUUGAAAGCCAUGAGGCUCUGCACCACCACUUUCAGAGAUGCUGCAUUUGCCUCUGUUCUGUUCCUGUAAAUAAUAAAAGGGAAUCAGACCAAAGAAGGAUUUGUCAGACUUAAGUGAAAAAAAACCUUGGUCUACUACUUUGCGCCUGUAGGUUAGUGCUGCUCCUGCUUCACCACCUGACUAUCUGAAAGGUCUGCCGCCUUUCCUGAGGAAAUUAGGUGGACCUUUUUAAAGCCAUACCUUCCAUUUUUACUACCUGUUUUUCAAGGUAUGAAAAUGUGAAAGCAGUUUGGUCAGGACUCUGGUAUUUAAAAAAAUAAAUACAUUUAAAAAAUAAAAAUCCCUGAAAUGCCUUUUCUGCUCAGAUUUGUUAGCGUUGUGUUUGUUCUGAAAUGUCGACAGGAGAAUGUCCCUAUAAUAGUUUCGUAUGAGAGAUGUUGUUCCACCAAUACAGUGCCUUUUGAGAAGUAACUUGGUCCCCCAAAAAAUUGUCACCUAAUUUUAACAUUUUGUCAUAAAAAGCAUAUGUUCAACUUAUUAAAAUAAAAAACGUUUUCCCAUCAAGAGGUUAAAAUAAAGAAAUUACUAUAGUAAGUGCCGAAUAAAGUAUCGGGGGGAGGGCAAUUGAAUGCAGGCUUCACACACGCACAUACAGUUGGGCAAAAAAGUAUUUAGUCAGCCUCCAAUUGUGCAAGUUCUCCCACUUAAAAAGAUGAGGCCUGUAAUUUUCAUCAUAGGUAAACUUCAACUAUGACAGACAAAAUGACAAAAAAAAUCCAGAAAAUCACAUUGUAUGAUUUGUUUAUUAAUUUAUUUGCAAAUUAUGGUGGAAAAUAAGUAUUUGGUCAAUAACAAAAGUUUCCACCAUAAUUUGCAAAUAAAUUCAUACAGAAUAUACAUAAAAAAAAAACAACAUUUCUAGCCUCUACAGAUAACAGGGUUGAUGUGUUCUUCUCACCACAAAACACCAGAUAAUGGCCCCCCAAAAAUAAAGGAACGGUUUCACCGUAUUAAAGGGAAAAUUCACUCAAACUUUUUUAUUUGAAUGAAUCACUGAUAACGUAAAAUAAAUUAUUUUCAGAAAUGCAAAGCAACUAAAUAAGUAGGGCUUUACAAUGAUGGUAAAACUUGGGAGAAAUAUUCAGGUUAAGUGGGUUAAAAUCAUCUUAGAGGGUGCAGAGGGACAUGUCAAAAUGCUUACUUUUGGUCUUUAAGUCUUUAUUGAAUUUUCCAUGUGGUCUAUAUUAAAGGGCACUUCAUUUAAUAUUACAGGCUUUAGAAUUUAAUAUUGGUGCACAAUUUCUUAGAAUAUCAAAAGGUCACAAAAGGUACUCUUUUCGUGGAACAACCCAGAUAUGAAAUAAUAGCUGCCAAGAUGACAUAAAAUAGCUUUCAAAUCUAGUUGUUUUCAAAGCCACAUUGUUUUUGUUUGCCUUUCACUAAUCAUUGCCUAUCAUUUGAAUCAUGUUUUUAUUUAAUUUGUCUUUUCCCCCCUCUUACUAACCACUUGUUAAUGUUUGUAUUUAUUUCCAUCAUAUUACUGGUAAUAGGGCAGGCGAGAGAACCUCACGGACUGAAUGCAACUGCUUUUGCUCUCUGUAUUCUCUUUAGCUUUUGGGGCCUUUUAGCCCACAAUAAUGGAAAUGUCUGAGUCAAGAGGGUCAUUGAGCCAACCAUUUUAAACUUGCUAACAAUGACAGUGACAUUAUGCACAUCAGCAUACAUAUUUAUUCGAAUAUUGCCGAGAUACAUAAUCAUGGGAUUUUAUAUGGUUACUAUUUUUAGCCGUUACAUACCUCUCAGUAGCUUGAAAUGGGAGACACUUGUCCAAGAAGUCAGUGGAGCUUGAUAUUUAUUUGCAUGGUACCAAUAUUCGUAAUUAUAUCUGGCACUAUUAUUGAUCAUGGUCAGCAUUGGUCAUAUCUGAUGGAUUGUACUUGUUUGCUACUCAGUUUUGAUAUAAAUGCAGCAUCUUGUUCAGAUUGUCACAUUUCAAUUUCAAUCAAUUUAUGAAGGCAAUAUGGAUACAUCUCUACAAGGACACUGAUGUGAAGUCAGCUGUUUGUUUUUCUUGAUCAUGUUCAUUGAAGAAAAAAGGUAUGUUAUUGUACUCCUGUCAGUGAAAUGGUUGAUGUUUAAAGCAAAUUCUAUUUAUGGAAUAAAUGUUUUUAAAAAGCAA
Oncorhynchus keta (chum salmon) is the source of this 6256-nucleotide messenger RNA. RefSeq names its product phospholipid-transporting ATPase IF-like. Gene Ontology annotation, cellular component: plasma membrane; endoplasmic reticulum; recycling endosome. NCBI's taxonomy places the organism in Eukaryota, Metazoa, Chordata, Actinopteri, Salmoniformes, Salmonidae. The transcript is spliced from 31 exons. The record is from RefSeq and is a predicted model, not a curated record. Gene Ontology annotation, biological process: phospholipid translocation. The coding region runs from base 357 to 3830 and encodes 1157 amino acids. Gene Ontology annotation, molecular function: ATP hydrolysis activity; magnesium ion binding; ATP binding.